This is a messenger RNA of Aspergillus eucalypticola CBS 122712, 762 nucleotides long. RefSeq names its product SDR family NAD(P)-dependent oxidoreductase. Gene Ontology annotation, molecular function: oxidoreductase activity. The coding region runs from base 1 to 762 and encodes 253 amino acids. Lineage: Eukaryota; Fungi; Ascomycota; Eurotiomycetes; Eurotiales; Aspergillaceae. The transcript is spliced from 3 exons. The record is from RefSeq and is a predicted model, not a curated record.
AUGUCUUACGGCGAUCUCAAGAACAAAGUCUUCUUCGUCACUGGCGCUGCCUCUGGACAGGGUCGUGCGACCUCCAUUCUCCUCGCUCAACAAGGGGCAAAACUAGGUCUUCUUGAUCUUAAUGAUCCCCAACCGGUUAUUGAUGAAAUUGAGAAAGCUGGUGGUGAAGCUAUCGGUUUCAAGGUUGAUGUGACCAACUCCUCUGGCGUCGAGGCUGCUGUGAAAGCCACCAAGGAACACUUUGGUCGGGUUGAUGGUGCGGCCAACCUGGCAGGCUGGAUCGGCACCCAGGGCUUCAAAGGGAAAGGGUAUGCUCUGGAUGUGAUCAAGGAUGAGGAAUGGGAUAAAAUGAUGUCUAUCAAUCUGAAUGGCGUCCGGAAUAGCCUGUCAGCUGAACUGAGACAUAUUGCCAAUGACGGGAGUAUCGUGAACGUUGCGAGUAUUGCUGGCCAGCGUGGAUCCCCGUGGAACGCCCCAUACGGAGCAGCCAAAUGGGGCGUGAUUUCCCUGACCAAGUCAGCUGCACAGGAAGCGGGCCCCAAGAACGUUCGAGUGAAUGCGGUGGCUCCUGGAGUUGUCGAUACGCCUCUUGCGACUGCCCUAGGCUCUGCCGAGGUCGUUUUCCAGAGAAUGGUGUCCAGAAGCGCGCUUCAACGACUGGCCCAGCCAGAGGAGAUUGCCAGAUGCAUUUUGUUCUUGCUCAGUGACGCUUCCAGCUUUGUCACCGGUAGUGUUCUGAACGCCGAUGGUGGAUUUCAGUAG